AUGGCUACUUUGGUUUCUGGAAGAUCUACAUUGAAUCCUAAUGCACCUCUCUUUAUUCCUAAUGUGUAUCGACAAGUGGAGGAUUUCUCGCCGAAAUGGUGGGAACUUGUGAAAAGUUCGACUUGGUUCCGGGACUUUUGGCUGAGUCAACAUCCGGAGGGGAGUUUUGAUGGUAGUGCUGGUGCUGAUGAUGAUCUUAAGGAUUUGCUUCCGGAGGAUUUGGAUGUUUUUGUUGAAGAGGAGUUUCCUAAUUUGGAAGCUCAGUUUGAGGAGAUGGUCAUGUUGGCUGAAGCUGAAGAGAAAACUGACUUCAGUGCUACCGAUCAUGAAAGGAAGCCUCUAAAUGGUCUCCUAGUGGAUGUGAAAGCUUUGCUCAAGGAACUAAACGUGCCAAAAUCUCCUCCCAACGACAGAAAUCCCAGAUCUCCAAGGACCCCUACGAAGUUCCAGAUGAAGCCACCGCAUCGCGUUACCGGCAAGCGCACGGCACUGCACAUUCACCAGCCUCGCUGA
This is a messenger RNA of Dovyalis caffra, 513 nucleotides long. Lineage: Eukaryota; Viridiplantae; Streptophyta; Magnoliopsida; Malpighiales; Salicaceae. The record is from the annotation of a GenBank genome assembly.